Messenger RNA from Porites evermanni, 1660 nucleotides. The record is from the annotation of a GenBank genome assembly. Lineage: Eukaryota; Metazoa; Cnidaria; Anthozoa; Scleractinia; Poritidae.
AUGGCGAAAAGAGGUGGUGAUUUUUCAAUAGAAGAUUCGAAUUCUGACACUGAAACGGACCGGGAAGAACCAGCUGAAAAGAUUGGCCGAAAAUAUGACGGAGCAGCGAAAUAUCGGGUAAAAUACAACCCCUCUUGGGCCAAAGAAUACCCUGUAAAAGCAGUUGACAAUGACCGAUAUAGCUUCUUCUGUAUACCAUGUGAUAAAUCUGUUAGCUGCCACCAUCAAGGACUUCGUGAUGUCAAAGUGCAUUGUGAACGAGAUACACAUAGGAGAAGAGUUGAAGAUGAGAAAAAGAGUCAUUCUAUACGAAGAUUUCUUUCAAAACCUGGGAAUUCUGGAAGCAAUGUUAUUAAAGCUGAGGUUAUGAUAACUAACUUCUUAGUACAACACAACCUGCCAAUUGCAACAGCGGAUCAUUUGGGCCCUUUGUUCAAGGAAAUAUUUCCUGAUAGCAAGAUUGCAGCAGCCUAUGCCUCAGGACACACGAAAACUUCAGCAAUAUUAAACGUUGCCCUGGGUCCCCACUGCCACAAUUAUUUAGUGGAUCAUUGCAAAAGCCAUCCCUUCAGUCUGGGUAUAGAUGGCUCAAAUGACACGGGAUUUAACAAGAUGAACCCUGUAACUAUCCGUAUAUUUGAUAUAAAUCGAUCAAAAAUGGUCACAAGUCAUUUUUAUGAUAUGUGUGUUACCAGUGGGGUUGAUGGAGGAAAAGCUGCAACCAUUUUUGAUGUUAUGGAUCAAAAAUUCACAAAAGAUGGAAUGCCGUGGCUGAAUGCUAUUUAGCCUAAGUGUGGACAAUACCAAUGCUAUGAUUGGACGCAACAAUUCGAUUGCAUCACGCUGUAAGACAAAAAACCAAGGCAUUUUUAUUUCUGGAUGUCCAUGUCAUUUGGCUCAUCUUGCUGCAACUGCAGCAAAUGAUUCUUUCGCAGAGAUUAUUGAUGUUAAUGUUGAGGAUGUGCUUAUCGACCUAUAUUAUUGGUUUGAUAAGAGUUCUAAACGCAAAGGAAAGCUUGCAGAGUACUUUGAAUUUUGUGACCAAGAGUAUCAGCAAGUGUUAAAGCAUGUCACCUGCCGUUGGCUUUCUUUGGAACGCUGUAUUGAAAGAGCACUUAAGAAGUUUCCAAGUCUGAAGUCUUACUUUCUGAGUGAAGGUUUUUCAGAUGCAAGGUUUAAGCGACUUAAGGAUGCAUUUUCGAAUCCUCUCCUGGAACCAGUCCUUCUGCUCCAUAAUGCAUCAAUUCAGCUGUUCACACAGUUCAACAAACUACUGCAGAGAAGUGAGCCAACAGUCCAUGUUCUGCAAACUUCUAUGUUGACCCUGGCCAAAAAGAUUGCAAACCGUAUUGUGAAGCCUGAAGUCCUUGUGAGGCAAAAUGUGGAGUACUUCUAUGACAGGUUUGAUGCAAUAUUUCAUGAAAUUCCAGUAGAUGCUCUUUUUGAAGAAUUUUGUGACUACCGAUCACUUACUGAUAGUGACAUUGGUGGGGAUGCUUGGCAGGCAGCAAAAGUGGUUGAUGCAAUGGAAGGUGGUACUGAGGUAUUUCAUUAUCGUGUUGACAUUCUUUGGUGGUACAUUGCACACAUGAAACAGCCUGGUUCCUCAGCAAAGAGAUUCCAGCACCUGACCAGAAUUGCAGAAGCAGUACUUGUGAUC